Eimeria acervulina is the source of this 1032-nucleotide messenger RNA. RefSeq lists its product as hypothetical. Bases 1 to 1032 code for a protein of 343 amino acids. The transcript has 9 exons. NCBI's taxonomy places the organism in Eukaryota, Apicomplexa, Conoidasida, Eucoccidiorida, Eimeriidae. The record is from RefSeq and is a predicted model, not a curated record.
AUGCUCUUCACUGUUCACCUCAUAGACAAACAGGGUAGUGAGAUUCGCGCAACAUUUUUUGGGCGUGCUGCCGCCCAUUGGUAUCCGCGGCUAACUGUGGGGCGGCUUUACGCAUUUAGCAAAGGCACUCUUCAAAGAACAAACAGACAACAUAACACGCUGCCGCACAAUGUACAAAUUAAGUUUGAUGCUGCAGCAGAAAUUAUUGAAGAAGAAGAUGACGCCUCUGUGCCUCUGCAUAAAUUCAAAAGAAUUAAUUUAAAUGAUAUUUCGUCUCUUCCUGUCGGUAGUGUUGUCGAUGUCUUGGGGUUUGUCGUAAAAGUAAAAGAAACAGAAACCAUCUUAUCCAGAGUGCUGCAGCUGCAGCAGCAGCAGCAGCUGCUGCAGCAGCUGCAGCAACAGCAGCAGCAGCAGCAACAGCAGCAGCAGCAGCAUCAGCCGCAACUGGAACAAUACCCUUUAGUUGCAAUUAGAGGGGCGAAGGUCCAGGAGUACGCGGGGCGUCCGUGUCUGCUGUCUUCUCCUCACAUGCAGAUCUCCUUCUUGCAGCAAACAGAAGCAGCAGCAGCAGCAGCAGCAGCAGCAGGGACAGCAGCAGCAGCAGGAACAGAUGCAGCAGCAGCAGCAGCAGGAACAGAAGCAGCAGCAGCAGCAGCAGCAGCAGCAGCAAGGCAACUGGGCACUGGAAGCACUUCACUUGCAAAUGAUUUCUUUUCUUUUGUUGGUGCUGCUGCAGCAGAUAUACAAAAAGAAUUAGAUUGGUUUGCUGCUGCUGCAGCAAAGCUUUUUAAUGAUAAUAAAGGAGAUACACCGCAACCUAAACUCCCUCUCACACUCCGUGGGGUUGCUGCUGCAGCUGCUGCGCUGCAGCAGCAACCUGUAGGUUGUAGCUGCACCUUUUCUGUUGCUGUCAGCGUCUUGGAUUUGAGAGGGACAAAGCUCUUCUGGCCGUGGAAGCUGCCGUUGAAAUUAAUUGAUAUUGAGGGGACAGUCGAUUGCGUCGCUCUUGGCAAGCAGGGACAGCUCUGUUGA